AUGCGCUACUUGAAGAUGUCAAAGGAUUUAAAGAUUCAUCUGGGCGGCGAUGUAUCGGCUUCCAAGGACAUGCAAGUUGAGUGCUGGAGCGACGCAGACUUUGCGGCGGACAAAUCGGACCGUAAGUCUGUUUCUGGUUGUGUUCUUGUAACGGGGUGA
Molecule: messenger RNA, 159 nt
Organism: Peronospora matthiolae
Lineage: Eukaryota; Oomycota; Peronosporomycetes; Peronosporales; Peronosporaceae
Source: the annotation of a GenBank genome assembly